AGGUCUCGGGCCCCCAGGCGGAGCGGCGGGCGCCGGACCCCCAGGCGGAGCGACAGGUCUCGGGCCCCCAGGCGGAGCGGCGGGCGCCGGACCUCCAGGCGGAGCGACAGGUCUCGGGCCCCCAGGCGGAGCGGCGGGCGCCGGACCCCCAGGCGGAGCGACAGGUCUCGGGCCCCCAGGCGGAGCGGCGGGCACCGAGUCACCAGGCACGACAGUGGGCUCCGAGUCAACUGGCAUGACCGCUGGCACUGGGUCAGACAUUGGAUCGUGUGGCUGGACAGCGGGCAUCGGGUCACCAGGCAUCAGGUCAUUUGGCUUGACAGCGGGCACCGCGUCAUCUGGCAAGGCAGUGGGCUCCGAGUCAACUGGUAUGACCAUGGGCACUGGGUCAGACAUUGGAUCGUCUGGCUGGACAGCGGGCAUCGGGUCACCAGACAUCAGGUCAUUUGGCUCAAC
Staurois parvus is the source of this 456-nucleotide messenger RNA. Lineage: Eukaryota; Metazoa; Chordata; Amphibia; Anura; Ranidae. The record is from the annotation of a GenBank genome assembly.